AUGGAAGGUCACGUUGAUUCUAAUCUAAGAAAUUUUGAGAUUAAUGAUGUAAAGAUUCUUUCAUCGAAAUUUGUCAAAAGGAUUAUUAAGCGGUACUCCAAUCAGAAAACGAAUAUACACAUUUGCGGAGAAUCUUGUAAUGAAAAACCAAAAAAUUCAUAUCUUAAAAAAGAAGACAAUCAGAAGUCAUUGAAAACUUCAAAGGAGAAAUCUGUCAACGCUAAAGAACGAGGAAUCAAACCAUUUAUACCCCAUCCAUUGUCUCUUGGUUUCAACUAUCGUCAAGUACGAACUGCAUUUUAUUACAAUAAUGAAAAGAAAGAGAUGGAAAAACGAAAUGCUUUGAAACCAUUAAGCAGUUUUAAUCUUCCGAAAAAGCCAUUCUUUCCAAAUUUUAUUGAUCCUGUUCCUGAGAAUAUUCCUUCAACCUUCGGAAUAUGUCAAAAUGAAACGCAAUCAAAAAUAUUGUUAAGCAGUGAUCCAUCUGUAACAUCGAAUUCGCAUCAAAGUCAUGAAGUAAAGGAUAAUAAAACAAAGAAGAAUGAAGCAGAAAAUAUUAAUGUCAGCAAUAACAAAGAAGAAUUGAGCUUAAAUAUUUUGCUAUUACUGUUUUUCCGCAACACAUGCCCAGAUAUGCUUUUAUCAAAUCGGAAAUGCAAUGACGAAAAAUGUUUAGAUUAA
Molecule: messenger RNA, 681 nt
Organism: Clunio marinus
Lineage: Eukaryota; Metazoa; Arthropoda; Insecta; Diptera; Chironomidae
Source: the annotation of a GenBank genome assembly